Molecule: messenger RNA, 549 nt
Organism: Lachnellula hyalina
Lineage: Eukaryota; Fungi; Ascomycota; Leotiomycetes; Helotiales; Lachnaceae
Gene: rpr2
Product: Ribonuclease P protein subunit rpr2
Exons: 1
Coding region: 1-549 (182 amino acids)
Biological process (GO): tRNA processing
Cellular component (GO): nucleolar ribonuclease P complex
Source: RefSeq, a predicted model, not a curated record
AUGGUCAAAGCAAAGGCAGCGAAAGGGACUGGCAAUAUUCCGAAUAAAAUACUACACAGCCGGGUCUCAUAUCUAUAUCAAGCCGCAUCAUAUUUGGCAGCACAGCAACCGCAUUCCGAGUCAGGACCUACACAAUACGAGAACAACACAAGCAAGACACCUAGCAACCACCCGAAAUCAAUAGAGACCAAUGGGGCGCAACAUAGCAGCUCGACGACAACCUCCGAAGCAGCUUACCGUCCCGCAGCCCGCCGCAUGAUCUCUGACCUCCGAUCAGUUACACUCAAGGGUCAGAUGCGCAUUUCACCCACUAUGAAACAUGCGAUAUGCAAGAAGUGCGAUACCUUGCUGACAGAUGCGUCUACUUGCACAAAUGAAGUUGAGAACAAAAGCAAAGAGGGUAAGAAACCCUGGGCAGAUGUGUUGGUGCGGAGAUGUUAUACAUGUGGAUUGGAAAAGAGAUUCCCUGUGGCAGCAAAAAGGCAGAAGAGGCGUCCCAAACGUACUUCACCAACCGAAAUCCAACCUGAAGGCAAUCGUGACGGCUGA